AUGGAUCAAUUGGUUGAAGAAAAUAAACAACUAAAAAAAUUUAUUGAGCAACAGAAUGAAUUAAUAUUGAAUUUACAAUCUCAAGUCAAAUUGUUAUUAAACAGAGAUAGUAGUCAAAUUAGUAGUAGUAGUAAUGGUUCAAUAACUGAUCAAACUAUACUUAAAACCAAUAAUAAACUCACGUCAAAUAAAAAUGAUUCGACGAGAUCCAUACCUAUACAGGAUGAUGAACCUUUAUUACCACGAAUCACACCUUCUUCACCAGAAAAGACACCAUUAGGUUUAUCAAUAUCAUUAUUUGAAGAUGAUUUAGUAAAUUCUUCAUCAUCCUCGAAUUUAGUUGAAAAUAUCACAACUCCAAAGCAAGUUACAUCAUUUUCUGUCAAAAAUAAUGAAAGAUCUCUACCAUCACCCAGGCGACAAUUGCAAAACCUUCAAAAAGAGCAAAAAGAGCAAAAAGAGCAAAAGGAACAAAAGGAGACUAAGGAGCAAAAGAAUCAAAUGGACUUAAAGUCAUCUCAGGAUAACAAAACAAAAUAUAUGAAAGAACCCUCAUUGCUGACUCCUUCAUCAUCAUCCUCUUCAUCCCAAAUACCCAGAGCUAUAUCAAAAACAGAUGAUAGUGCUAGAUCGAAUUCUCCUCAAGAAAUUCCAAUGAGAUCAGGUAGAAGAAUUAAUCAAACCAAUACGACCAAUAUUAACAAUCAUUUUAGCAAAGAAGUUGAGAAGGAUACCUUUGAUAAUUCAACUAUAAAAUCAUCUUCCUCAAAAUCAACCUCACUUUCACAACUCCCUACUUCAAUUUCAAAUGCAAGCAAUUUGUCCUCAAGAACAGUUGAUAGAGAUAUAGAUACCUCCGUUAUUUCGGAUAAAGGAUUACACAUUGCAACAUCAAGGGAUAGUGAAAAAGAAAACAAAGAUCAAAGUAAUACCACGAUUGGUGAAACAUCAUUGAACAAAUUUGGUCAUACAUUGAACACGGUAAGCUCCAUCGAUUCAGCAUCUAAAUUUGAUGAUACAAUUGAAAGUCAAUUGAGUCAAAUAUCAGACUCUUUUAGAUCUAAUGCUGAUUUAUUAUCAUCUACUUUGUCAAAUACAACCAUUUCAAAUUCCAAUAAUAACAAUAUUUUACCUAAAGCUCAAUCUCAGAAUAAUAGAAUAUAUUCAAAUAGUAAAAUGACAAGAUCUACCUCAAGUGCUGCUUCCACAUAUAUGUCAUCUAGAAUAAAACCACCUGGUUCCGACCAACAAAAUAAUCAACAACAAACAACAAACAAAGAAGUCACAACUUCUUCGCAUCCUUCACCAACAAUAGAUUUGGCUCCUCCUACAUCAUUAAAAUUAGCAUUCAGCGAGAAGAAUGAUUCUAAAUCAAACGUGUCCUCAUACACUACUCCUACAAGUCAAGAAAUCCCAAGAUUUAGUGAUGAGUCAAGUAAACAAUAUGCAGUCACACCAGAUGGAUUCAGUGAAAAUACAAAAUUUGAUGAGUUUGCAUCACCUAGUUUUAGUGCUAAAAAUUAUAAUGCUACUCCACUGUUCAAUACUCAACAAAAUUCCUCAUUUCAUCAAAAUAAUGGAGAAUAUUAUGCAUCAACCAUUCAACCUAAUAAUUAUAAUCAAGCAUCGUAUCCACCAAAUCAGCAACAGCCUUAUCAAAAUGUGAACGUCAAUCAACCUUACGCUUCGUCAAAUACUUAUCAAGAGAGCAAACAACAAUUGGAUCCACCGUAUGAUUUGAGCCGUACGUCGUUUAAUGAUCGACCACCUCAAUUUAACCAGGAUCCACCGAAAGCAAAUAAUUAUCUGCAGCUGAGUUUUUCUAGACCAAAUUAUCAAACACCUACUUCUUCAACUAAUAACGUAAACAAUACAAGCCCUUAUACUCCUGGUGGCUCAAGUUUUAAUGUUUUGCAUACACCAAAAACAGAUAUGGAUGAAUCGUUAUUAUUUAUCAAGCCUGAUGAAUUUCACACAAUAUUCAUCAAAGUUGUUAGUACAAUCCAUGUAUCUACAUCAAAUAAUCAAUCAUCAAAAAAGAGUGAAGAUCCAAAAAUCACAUUAACUAUAAAUGAUAGAGAAUCAAAUAAAGAAAUGUGGAGAAUACGAAAGACUUUUUCCCAAUUAAUUGCAUUUGAUUCUGAAAUACGACCCAUUGUGGAAUUUUUCGGACUUGGCUCGUUGCCCGAUAAACUAAGCUUUUUAUCAACGACUCCAAGCAAAAUUGAAAAUAGAAGAUCAAUAUUGCAAAAUUAUUUUAAUUCCGUAUUCUUAAUGCCUCAUAUCCCACACAUGGUAUUAUAUAAAAUAUGUUUCUUUUUAUCAUUAGAUUUCUUGAAUCCUUUAGAUGAUUUCAAAAGUGGAUCAAGGAAAGAAGGGUUUUUGGUGCGUCGUUAUAAAGGGUUAGGUAAUAGUUGGAAAAUCAGAUGGUGUCAAAUCGAAAGUAAUUAUCUUGAGAUAUAUCAUCACCCAGGUGGUCAAUUACAAGAAUCAAUUCCAUUGACCAAUGCACAAAUUGGAAGACAAGCAUCAGAUUCAGUAGCUGAUGAUAAAGGAUACAGACAUGCAUUUUUAAUUAUGGAAUCAUCAAAAUCUUCAAAAUUACAUACUACCCCAAGCAAACAUUUCUUUUGUGCGGAAACAGAUGAAGAAAGAGAUGAUUGGGUUACUGCAUUAAUUGAAUUCACUGAACCAACACAAUCAAAUGAAUCAUCACCACAAAAAUCGAAAGAAAACUAUGAUGACAUUCCAACACCUAUAGAAUAUGAUAAAAAAUUCCUGUAUGAUAAUUAUAGUCCCAGUCAUAACAACAACAACAGCAACAAUUACAACAAUAAUACCAACAAUCCAAACUUUUCAUCAAAUGGUUAUGGUGACCAAGUAUCAACAAAAACGUCUACAUCGAAUGAAGAACAAGCAAAGAAAAUGAAAAAAAGAAGUUAUUUCUCAUUCAAUAGGAAUAGAACUAAUUCAAAUGCUGAUGAGUCAGUUAUACCUCAACAACCCCCACCACCACAAUAUCAACAACUGCAACAGCAGUUUUCAAAGUCACAAAUUUAUGAUAACGAGCAAAACUACAACAAUCUCAAGCAACCACAAGGUAAUUUAAAUGCUUCAAAUAAUUAUUAUCUUAAUGGUCCCAAUACUUCCUCAAUUCCGAAUAACUCAACAUAUAAUGCUCCCUCUCAACAACAAGAUAAUUCAAAUUCAAUGCAACAAUACUUGAAUGAUCUAGAUUUAGGUAAUGAUAUUACAAAGUCCAUAUUUGGUAGAGAUCUACAAAUUGCGUAUGAUUUAUCGAAUCAUCAAUACAUGAAUAAACAAAUUCCAAGUAUAUGUUACAGGUGUUUGGACUAUUUAAAUAAAACAGGAGCAAUUUAUGAAGAAGGAAUUUUCAGAUUAAGUGGAUCAGCGUCAACUAUUCGUCAAUUAAAAGAAAAUUUCAAUACUAAUUAUGAUAUAGAUUUAUUCAAAAGUCCAUUGAAACCAGAUAUUCAUACAGUAUCAGGUUUAUUUAAAACUUAUCUUAGAGAAUUACCAAAUCCAAUUUUAGGAACAGAAACUUAUAACCAAAUGAAUUCAAUAAUUAUGGUUUCAUCAUACUCGAAAUCUCAAAUAUCAAUUAAAUUUAAAGAAAUUCUAAAUUCAAAUUUAAUUUCCAAAAUCAAUUAUGAUUUAUCUUAUUGUAUUUUUAAAUUUUUAAAAUCAAUUAUUUCACAAAGUUCAAUAAAUAGAAUGAAUUUAAAAAAUGUUUGUAUUGUAUUUGUACCAACUUUAAAUUUAAGUUUAGAAGUUUUAAGUUCAAUUUUAAUUGAUUUUGAGUUUAUAUUUGAUGAUGGUGAUCGACCUAUAUCUGAUGAUAAUAGAGAAGUUUUGGAUUUACAUAUUCCAACAUUUUAA
This is a messenger RNA of Lodderomyces pseudojiufengensis, 3900 nucleotides long. It is a transcript of the gene BEM3, whose product is annotated as Bem3p. Gene Ontology annotation, cellular component: cytoplasm. The transcript has a single exon. The coding region runs from base 1 to 3900 and encodes 1299 amino acids. NCBI's taxonomy places the organism in Eukaryota, Fungi, Ascomycota, Pichiomycetes, Serinales, Debaryomycetaceae. The record is from RefSeq and is a predicted model, not a curated record. Gene Ontology annotation, molecular function: phosphatidylinositol binding. Gene Ontology annotation, biological process: regulation of GTPase activity; signal transduction.